UGGGUAUAAAUACUAGUUUCUUCCCUGUUUGGUUAGCCUAAUCGUGGGUGUGGAAAAAAAAAAUUGUGAAAUUUUAGCGUAAGGUUCACUACCGGAGUGAUACUUUCGUUACAGAAUGAUGUUAAUAGUCAGGUAAUCCCUUUGUCAGAUCCUGUAAUUGAUGGGUAUGUCUAAUAUGUAUGCUGAGUAUAGAGCUGGGAGGAGGACCACUCCACCUGCAACCCCACCUUUUGGAAGAAGACGAGGAUCAUCAGAUACUGAUCCUCGUGUUAGACUUAGCUUUAAUCCAACAGGAUUUCUGCAAAGCUUUGGAAACCCUUUCCGUCGUAGAUCAAAACCAAAGCAUGACUCACGACGUAGUCAUCCUAUUAUCACUGGAACCAUGACAAAGCGGGAAUUUAUAGAACUUGCCAGUUUUGGUGUAGUCAGUGAGUUUGAUCCUUCAGAAAGAGGAGUGGGGCACAAUUUUCAAGCAGCUCAAUUAAAGAACCCAACCUGGUGUGACUUGUGUGGAGACUUUAUCUGGGGAGUUUAUAAAUCCAAGCAGUGUUUGCGAUGUAGGAAUUGUCACUACACAUGUCAUACAGUUUGUCGUGACUUGGUCACGCUAGAUUGCAAGACAGAUGUAGACACAACAGAAUUAACAGAAGUGGUAAUGGAAGAAAAGAAACUUUCCACACCAAGCAGGACUGAGGGGCGACAUUCCCCAUUAUUUUCUGAAAAUCUGGAAGGAGAAGAAUUGUACUGGAGGAUUGAGAGAUACAAUGAUCAAUGCCAAGGACUUGGCAUGACGCUGCAAGAAGAUGGAGUAUCCUUCAGUGGUUUCAUACGUGUACAUCUUAACCUCUCUCGACCAAUAAAUGUAGUUUCUGGAAGCAGACCUCCGUCCAUUUAUGAUGUUCUUAAGGAGGGAGAGGAGAGUGAAAGGAAAACUCUGACAUCUUUUUACUUGCCAAGGGAUACUGUAAAAGCCUUACAUGUUACAAGUGAGUUUACAGCAAGAGAAGUGAUCAGUACACUACUGAAAAAAUUUAAAGUUGCAGACAAUCCACACAAAUAUGCUCUCUAUGAGAGAUAUUUUGACAAAGAAGAUGGUCGUGUGCGACUUCGGCGAAUCCAUGAUGGGGGGAAACCUCUGGUUCUGACAUUGCAGUGGUCAACAGAUGAGAAACAACUUGUUCUUCAAGAGAAUGAAACGGGGGAUAUUGUGUGGGAUGAUUUUACUCUCCCGGAACUGAAUAACUUCUUGAAAAUUCUGGAUCGAGAAGAGGAGGAAUAUAUCAAACAAGUUCAAACUAAGUAUAAAAUUCUUCAUCAUAAGAUCCAGGAAGCCAUAGAACAACAUUUAAUUGAACAAAACUCUAUUAAGAAAUCUGAUUCCCAGUCAGCUACUUGAAUUGUAUGCCAUAUUAGAUAGGAAACACUUGCAAUGUUACUUCAUCAUUGUGUCCUUGUAUUUGCUCUCUUUAAAUAUAUAAUGUUCUUUGAAGAGAAAGAAGUGAGAAUUUUAACUUGAGAUACAAGCUUGGCCUGUGAUAGUAGGAGCAUUGUGACACUAAGAUGGAGAUACUGAGAGGUUUAUAGUGCAAGGCAGAGGUUAGUGUACCAUUAUAUUGUGAAUUUUUACUGAAUUAGAAGUUUUUGUAAUGUGUGAUUGUUACAGAUAUAUUUCUUGUGUUUUAAAGUUUUUCUUACAAAAUCCAAAAUUUAUAAAACAGAUUUUAUUAUUCAUUUUAAGAAAGCUCACAAAAACUUUAUCUGCAUCAAGUUUAGGUUUUAUUUUAAGUGAAUAAUGAAGCAUCUUCAUGAGGCAGUUAUACACUUGAAAUGGGCAUCUGAAUAAAAAUUACAGUACAUGCUGUAAUUUUAUUUAUUGUUAUUAUUGCUGUUAGACGUAAUUUUAGAUUUAAAUCUUCAAUAGACUUGUGUAGUAAACCUUAAAAAUACAUAUACAGAAUUUCCAUGUAUUGAACCUGUGAUUCAGGCUUUGAAGUAUCAUAAACAAAGUGGGAAACCUAAGAGGGAGCUUAAUGUUAUAUGUACAAAAGAUAAAGGAGUAUUUAAUGCACUGUAGAGGAAGGUAUUACACUUUAACAUGUGCAUGUAAUAUUUCUUGGAAGAUGUUGGGUUUUCUUAUGUUACAAAAGGAGAGUGUACAUCAUGAAAAUACAAAAGCAGAAUUUUUUUGCUUAGUCUCCAGUGGACAUUAAAUAAUAUUAAUUCAUGUGUAACUUUGAUCAUUAGAUAUUAGACGUUAAGGAAUUAAAUGUAAAAUAUUAAGUUCUGAAUGAAUGAAACAUCUUAAUGAAGAAAUAUUGUUUAAGUUUAAAAUAUAAAAAUUGUUAUUCAUAAAUUGUUCUAAUUUCAUAUUUCUUAAAACUUUAAAGUUACAACAGCAACAAAAUAAGAAAGCUUAUAUGUACUUAUUUUUACCUCUUUGUUCAUGACAAAAUUGCCCAGAGAUCUAAAUCACAAAAACCUGUAAUAGCAAUGCAUUUAUUAUAUAACUAAUUACAAUUCUUGUGUUUUUGUGUUCGUAGUGCAUAUUCGAGUUUUAAUACCAUGUUAUUGAAAAUAAGUGACCACUAACUCCAGGAAACUAUGUAGAUUAAUUAUUGUCUAACAUUUCAGCUUAAACUUUUAUCAAGGAUGUUUUAACAUAAGUAUAGUCAAUAACAAUUUAGUUUAUUAAGUAAAAAAUCAUUUACAAAAACAAAAAAAAAGCUUCACCAGUAUGUAGAUCCAAAUUGGAAAAGGAUGUCAUUGUUUUCCCAACAAUGUCUUUAAUUCUUGCCUAAUGGUACUACACUAAGAAUAUUCUAUUACAAACCACUGACACUGUUGAAAGAGAACAAUUUUUCAGUUAUUUAAAUAAUGAAAUUGUAACAAAACUGUGACAUAAAGUUAUACAACAAAAAAAUCGCUAAUUAAAAAGAUAUGCUACUCACCAACACACUCUAAAUUUAUGUAAGUGGUCAUCCAGUAUUUUUGUUAAGCAGAAGUUGGUAGUUUUGGUUUAGAAGAGCUUUAUAUUUCCAUUCUAAGCAAAUUUUAGCAAAUGACAGUUUUAAGGGGUGAUUAGGAUAGGGAAAGCCUGUUAGUUUUACACAUGUUCUGCUACAGCAUUGAUCACUGUUUAGUUUCUGUACAUAUAUCGCAUGUAUUCUAGGUGUCUAUCAUGAAUAGCUUGUCCUAUUUCACCAAACGUGGGUUUUCUCGGACAUGGCUUCAUAAACAACUCCUUUGUCUGUACAUUGUUUGGAGACUCCUGAGUUUUUUUCAUGUAUUGUUGUUUUUUUUUUCGAUAUUUGUUUUGUACAAAUAGAAACCAUUAACAUGGACUGUAAGUUAUUCCUUCUUUUUAUGUAAGGCAUAGUGGUAGUUUUGAUUUGUUAACUGUUCUAUAGAUUUUAUUUGUUAUGGUAUCACUUAUGUUUAUGUUUGGUAUAUUUCAAAUAGCUUUCCUUACUUAGUUUGGUUUUUAUUAAUGUUUUUGUUUAAAAUCUAAUGAAAUAUGAUGGAUAUCCAUUAUCAUAAAGGGUAACUCCAUAGUUCAGUUUUGCAUCUAUCAUUGCCAAUUGCAAAUGUGUCAGUUCUGUGUAGUUCACUGAGAAUGUCCUCUUACUUCAUAACAAGGGUGAUGGGUUUUGUUCUACGUUUUUUUUUUAUUAGACACUAUUGAACAGGAUAUUAUUUUCUAUGGUGAGGAGUGUGUCUAAGAAAGACUGUUUUUUAAAUUAUAAUAAAUAAUUAAAAACAACGUUUUAUAUUUACACAAUAAAACCUUUAUUGAAGCCGUAGAGCUUCCACUUUAAAAUCUCUCUCUACAAGUACAUGUUUCGACGUGAUCUACGUCAUUCUCAGGAGUAACUUACAAGACUAUUUUAUACUCGGUUACUCCUGAGAACGACGUAGAUCACAUCGAAACAUGUACUUGUAGAGAGAUAGUUUAAAGUGGAAGCCAUACAGCUUCAAUAAAGGUUUUAUUGUAUAAAUAUAAAAUGUUGUUUUCAAUUAUUUAUUAUAAUUUAAAAAAUUUUAAACACAAGUGCCAGUAGUGCAUAUUUAUAAAAGACUGUUUGUUUCAUAGAGUUUUGAAGUGUCAAGUUAAUGCAUACAUCUUGAGUGUUUAAAUAGUUGUAGACUUUUAGGAGGCUGUUGUUCUACACUCCAAAAAUGCCAUCAAUGUAAUUAUAAUAUAUGCCAACUUUUUGCAUCCUAAGAUGUUCUUGAUAAAGAGUAACAUCCUGGAGUUAGUGGUAAUUUAUUUUCAAUAACUAAAAUUAUUUUAAGGCUAUAAAUUUAACAGACAUUUUAGGUUUAAUAAUUUAAUAAAGAUUACAUGAAUCAAGUCAGUGGUUCCAAGUUUGUAUCAAUUACAGAAGCUUCAAAAGAAAUGGAUUGCAAAAUUAUGUACUGAUUAGUAUGUUUGCCCAUUCUUUGUACUGUUGUAAUUUUGAAGAUGAGCAUGAAUUUUUCAAUGUCAUGUAGUACCCAUUUAUUUCUUGAUAGAUUUAGUUAGAUCUAUUGCCUAGAAGUUUUCAUUAACUAAUUAACAUAAAAGAAACUUGAAAAAAGAAAGUUGGUCAUGCUGAAUCAUCUUGAUGGUCAUGAUGUAUCUAGUUAGCAUUUGUGUAAAGUGCAUUAGAACUGUAUACGUCAUGUAUUUAAUAUGUUAAGUGAAGUAGAACUGUACACCAUAUGUGAUGAUAUAUCAUUCAUGCUAAGCAGGUUAGAAAUGUGUAUGCCAUGUGUGUAUAAUUACCAUUUAAGUAGUUUGUUUCUUUCCUGUUAUUAUAAUUCUCAAUAGUUUUGCUGUUUGUGUGUAUGUGUAUAUAUACUGCUUCUUAAAAGUAGUACUAAAGUGCUUAUUUUAUUAUAAUUUUAAGGUUUGGCCUAAAAUAACUCAGCUAGAAUCUCUUGAAUGUUAUUUUACACGUAAGUAACUAAAAUUAAACAUCACUGAUACAUUGACACUUUAAAUUCUACAGACGUUUUGUGUCAUGUCUUUGUGUAAGUAGAAGAAUUUGUAAAAUGUGAAAAUCAAUAGAUGAUAUUCUACAUUAGUUACAUAAGAACCUUUACUGUUUUGCCAAGGAUAAUUAUAGAAUUAAAAGAAAUGUAGUACAUGGUAUCUUACUUAAGUUAAUAGUUAGAUAUUUUGUAUUGGAGGAAGACAGAUCAAAUGUUUUAACAUAGAAAAUGUGUCAUUAAUGUGUAAUAUGAAUGCAAAAAAUAGUCUGACCUAUUUCUUUGAAGUUAUCAGUGGUCUGACUUCUAAGUAUUGUCAGUUGUUUUGUAGAAAAGGGAUGGGAAUUAAACCUUGUAAAGUUCUUAAUACAGUGAAGAAGUUUUGAAUUUUCAUUAUUACUGAGUUUGGAGAUUAUACAUGAAAAUAGUUAUUGUAUAGCGUAUUAUUCAAAAUAGAAAUCCUCCUCUGAGAGCACUGAAUCCAAAUAACCUCAGUCCUACUAUAAGAGACAGAACUAUCAUUCUUGUUGCAUCUAAAAUGAUUAUUUGAAGAAAUGAACUACAAUUUAUUGAUCUUAGAUAUUAAAAAAUAUAUCUAUAUUUCCUUCAGUGUUUUUUCUUCCUAUUUAAAAUGUUUAUCAAUGCAAAAGAAAAAAAAACUGGUGGGUUUCAAGUAUGCUAAUGUGUGUGUUGAGUGUUUGGUGAGUUUUCAUAAUAUCUUAUACUGGGUGUGUCUCAAAAGGUUGCAGCUACAAUUAUGAUUAAGAAACCAAAGUGAAAAUUUUUGAAACUUACAUCCACUGUGGGACGUUUAAGUUUACCAGUGGUAGCUAAGAACUGUGGAAUGAUAAAAAUGCAUGUACUAAUAAUAUAGUAUUUGUGUUGGCUUGCUGAAGAAGUUAAAAUGUAUAUAGGUAUGUAUGUAUAUUUGCAAAUGCUAAUGUUUAUUCAAACUGAUUUGAACUUCUCUUUUUGGUAGUUUAAAGAUUAAAGUAUUCUCAGAAUUUUUGUAAAGGAAAGCUAUAGCUUUGGUUGUGAUAUGUUUGAAAUUGUACUUUUUUGUUAGCUAGUGUUUAAACUAUGGAAUCAAACUUUACAGGUUUAAAUAUACCUGUUUGUUUCUUAUUGUUUAAUGAAUAAAAAAGGUUGGUAAAAAAUACCUUAAUCUUGCUGUAUGCUUUUAAGUAGGAGAGAUAUUCCACCCAUUGUUUUUGGCCUUCAAUGAAUUCUUUUCUGUAAUAGACCUUGAGGCCUUUUGUGUCAGGGACCAGAAGGUGAUUUCCUUAACUAAAGUUUUGUUACUCUAGCAAAGUGCCUAACCUUGCACCUUAUAUUGUAAAAGAGUAUGUGAAUCAUUGGAUAAUUUUCUCAUAAUGUACACUGUUUGGAGAAAAAGUUUAUUGUGUAAUAUUUGAACUGUCAGUGUUAGUAAAUGGGACAUUUAUGCUAGAAGCUGUUUUAAGCCAUUACAGUAUAAAUGUAAACAUUUGAAAUUGGAAGCAUUAACUAAAUGCAAAUUCUUUGUUUGGAAACAACAUGAACAUAGGGAUGGAUUUGUGUGUUCAGAGUUUUCAAGUUUUAGUAGUAAUGGUGUAAUGAAAAUGAAUUCCUAACUUGCACCCAGAUUUUAGAAAUAUUGUUGUAAAGAGUACACGGGAUAUAUCAAAAAAUAUGAAAAUUAAUUCCUCCUACAACUAAGUUUUAUUUGUGGUGUAGAAACAUUGUAAAUUGUUUUUCAGUGUAUAUGUCAUAGAUUUUGAGUUUGUAAGGUUGUGGGGUUAGAUUUCUUUCCAUGACAUUUCCCCACUUAAACUGUGCUUUCAGGACAUAAUAUCUUAGUGUUGUUAAAACACUGUUGAAAGAAACUUUUUGACACAUCUUUCAUUACCAUCAGUUGUUCAAAAAACAAGUCACAUAAAAGAUUAAAUGUAAAUUAUGUGAUAGAAAGAAGAAAUAUAUAACAAUGUGUGAUACUUUUUAUAUUAUUUUUCAUUUAUAUAAUCAUGUUUAUGUGGUCUAAAUUCAGUAAACCCAAUACCACCUACAAAUUGUGACACAUGUUUUAAUGCUGAAACAUGACAACCAGAACUAGGUAACAUCUGGGCUAAUAAGAGUCAUGUACGUGUACAUAACAUACAGAGAAGAAAAGCUUAAAAUCCCUGGAUUUUAGUGAUUUAUACUGUUCAAUUUAAGUCAACUAAAAAUUUAUAAUAUAUCUGAUUGACAGUCCACUCCUAGCAUUUAGAUGUAUUAUUCAGAAGAUUUGAUGAUUCAAAUGUACAAGAAUUCACAUCUACUUCAAUACAUAAAAAAUGUUUGUAUCUUCUACAGUUUUUAUGUUGAUUUAGGGACAGUUAGAGUGAGUUUAAGUAGUAUUAACUUUUGGAUUUUCAGAAAUAUAAAUUAAAAAAUCAUGUAUUGCUGACUUGAAGGAUUUGACCCAAACAAUACGAAAUUAUAAUUUUUUUUUACAUCUUAAUUUUUACUUUACUUUCAAGUCUAUUAAUUCCCAUAAAAUGAAACUGACUGCAGUGGUUUAUGUUUGGUACCUUAUGAUUUAUUCAUUGUUUGUGUGCAAAAACUGUUGUAUCACGUUUAUCUGACUGGAGAUGAAAUUCCAUUUUGAUCUACUCAAAAAAGGAUAUAAAUUUACAAAUUUUAGACACAUGUACAUGAAUGUAGCUGCAACUAACAUUUUUGCUAUGUUUGUAGGGGGUCUGAUACAGUGAUUAAUUUCAGUGGUUUCUGACAGACUGUGGCAGGAAGUUUUCAUUUAGUAAAAUAUUAUGAUCUAGUUUAAAUAAUAUUUAGCCUAAGGCUGCAGUUUCUCCAAUUACUAAUAAUAGAAUGAAGUUUUAAAUAUUUGGAAAUGAAAAUGGUAUUACUUUUUAAGCAUUGUUAUGAUUUGUUACAUAUGUGAAUUUUUUGUUUUACUUUUGAUAGCUUCAUUAAUCUACUUUUAAUUUUGUCUAAUGCAUUCCUCUUUUCUUUCUUACUGUUCUUUUUGUUUGUGAAGUAAGAGAUUCAUUUUACCAUUUUACAGUGUUGGGAAAAAUGGUUUGUUAUGGAGAGUUAGUGCAUUUAGAUGUGAGCAUGUAUUUAGUGUAAUUUAUAUUACUUUGUUUUCCAGUGCUAACUAGUUUUAAUUCUGUCCUUUGAAAAUCUAGUGCAUUUUCUUACAUCUUUUAUUCUACUUUAUUAUAAAUGAGGAAAUAUUUUACACUCCCAGUUAAUUGACAUCCCUCAAGAUUCCAAUAAAUAAAACACUGAGUUUAGUAAUAGGAACUUGUUCUGGAAUUUAAGUGUAAAAGAAAAACAAAUUUGUACCUUGCAAACUGUGUGUUUUUCUGAGUUGUUAAACUUUAAUACAGAUUUACUUGGACAUCAAAUCUUGGCUAACUAAAUAGUCUGAACUCUAAAGAGAAGUUUAUUCAUGGAAUAUGUUGUGAGGAAAAAGAGUGAUGUUUUGUAUUUUUGAUAGCUAUCUGAGUUUUUAUUGUGCCUCAUACAUGAGAACUCUGAGUGAAAAGUGAAAACAUUUGAAAUACUUCAUUAUAUAUUUAUUGAUAAUUAGGGCUGGAAUGAAGGGUAAGUUUUGCCCUUUGAUGGUUUGGAACAUGUAACCAAAUGAAGGUUCAAACUUUCACAUCUACUAAUUUGCAUAUUGUACUGAUGCCAUCACCCUAACUGUUUAUGUAAAUUUGAUUAAAAACUCUUUCAUUUUAUACACAAUCUAUAUAAAUGAAAUAAUGUUUACAUGUAGUUUUAAAAUACAUUAUAUCAAAUAGUAAAAUGUUCUUACAUCUUAAAUGAUUAUGUACAUGUACUUCAUGCUAUGUGUGAUACUCAUAUAGCUUACAUACAGUAAGCUUGCAUUGCAAGAGAACCCUAUUGCAGCCAGUUGAAAGAACUGCACCUGACUUGAGCAAAACAAAUUUUUAUUUAAUGGUUGCCAUUCCAAGCACAUUAACAUUUAUAGUCUUUUUAACAUAAAAUUGUUGAUUAAUUAAACAUGCCACAUAAUAAUAAUGAAUAAACAGCAAAAUAGAACAGAGUAGCACUAACAGUUUGAUUAAGAUAUAAAUAUGGACCUUCAACUACAACAAAAGGUUACAAGAGAGAAUGUUAUUAGUCACCUUUUUUUCUCUAAAGAACAUUGUUAAUUAAACAUACAUAUUUGACAAAGGCAUCAGCCAAAUUAAUAAAUAAAAAUAAUUAUAAAUAAACAGCAGAAUAGAACAGAGGAACAAUUACACUGGUGAGAAAGUAAACACAGAUUUUCUUAUGUCUUCUACAUCAGGCAUUUAUUAUAUUUUAUUGAAGCAAUGCAACCACCUCAUGAUCCCCCCCACCCUUCCUUAACCACAAUGGUCUGCUACAGUGCACAAAAAAGGAGAUCCUAUAUCCUGUGUAUAAUGUUUUGAUGGUAUAUUUGUGCUUUUAAUACAAUUUUUGUUCCAGUAAUUAGCAUUGUACAAAUCAAAAAUUUGAAUUUAUCAUAUGAGUGACAUUUAAUGUGUAAUAGCUAUUCAAACAUUGUGCACCAGUUUGUGUUAAUAACAGAAUAAAAAAUAAAUUUGGCAGACAUACUUCCAAAAAUUUAGAACUUUCUUCGAAUUCUUGCUUAGUGAAUGAACUCUUGAACAUAGCCCUAUCUAAGAUAAUACUAUCUAUGUUUCAUUGAAUGUUGAUUAUUUGUCUUAUCUUAGUUUCUAAAGGCAAGAAACAGUGAAUUACAUGCAUAAAUCAUGUUACAAUUGCCUAAAAAUAAUGUAUGAUCAUUUUAGAUUUGCUUGAAAUUUAGCUUAUUACUGUUAUUUUAGCAGUUUUUCAUGUAGUUUGGGGAUUUAAAUGCUAAUGAAAGAUCACAAGAUUUUUACCUAAAUUAGUUAAGCUCUUUUAUUUUAAAUCCACGGUUUUCAAAAUUGUUUGUCUACAUAAUUAAGUUUGUACAUAUUAAUUUCUCAUUAUCACUGGCUAUAUUCAUUACACAAGUACAUGGGACAUUUAAAUGAACAAUAUUUAUGUUAGUAACAAGUAUAAUGAUUAACAUGCUGUUUUCAGCUAGUCAUAAGAAUAACUAAUUAGUUAUUGGUAGUUGUUGUCAACCAGAGUAAGGAAGAAUAUGUUGUAAGUGUACCCAGGAAAAAUAAAUUACCAGCUGUUCUAUCUUUUA
This is a messenger RNA of Limulus polyphemus (Atlantic horseshoe crab), 10147 nucleotides long. RefSeq names its product ras association domain-containing protein 1-like. The transcript is spliced from 9 exons. The record is from RefSeq and is a predicted model, not a curated record. NCBI's taxonomy places the organism in Eukaryota, Metazoa, Arthropoda, Merostomata, Xiphosura, Limulidae. The coding region runs from base 161 to 1396 and encodes 411 amino acids. Gene Ontology annotation, biological process: signal transduction.